GAGCUACAAUUAAGCAGGGGAACAUUUGCUAAGCGUCGACCAAACCGAGUCAUAAAAGUUAAGGUAGCAAUAACGAAUAUCUGAGGCUCGUCCCGACACGUUAAUGCACGCGUUAAUAUGUCAUUAGGACCAACAGUUGUAGCUCUGCGGUGUAGCUGACGACAGCUAGUGAUGGGUGACAGGAAAUAAGAAGAGCACGUAGCUACAGCGUGACUUUAAAAAGACUCAGACAUGGUAUAAUAAUGAUGUUUAGCCUGAAGUCAGAUGCUCUCUGUUGUUUAUUCAAACGGCUCCAUUCUUUGUAACGUAUCCCCGGCGACCAGCUGUCACGUGACCGAGCCGUGGACCGGUAAAGGUGGAGUAACCGUGUGUGAAACAAGGGGGGAGAAGAACCGUGUACCUGUGUUCACUGUGCUCAAUGUGUACUGUAUGAGCGGCCUUCAAGUUAAAAGUAAAGUUUGAUGUGCAGAAUAGACUGUCGCCCUGUGUCUGCUCCCAGCAUCACACACAAAGGAACUCAUCUGAUCUGCUAUUGUCUCUCAGCCCUCACUCAGCAGCUGGCUGCCUAUGUUUCCUGGGUGAACUCUCAGCUGAAGAGGAAACCAGGCCUGAAGCCUAUCACAGACCUCAGACAUGAUCUGCAGGACGGCGUGGUGCUCACACAACUGAUAGAGAUAGUUGCUGGGGAAGUGCUGGAGGAAGUGUAUGUUGCUCCACGAAACAAAGAGGAAAGCAGGAAGAAUGUGGAGCAAGUCUUGCAGUUCAUUUCCUCCAGACACAUACGUAUGCCACACAUAUCCGCAAGAGAUAUUGUCGACGGUAAUCUGAAAUCUAUUAUGAGGAUAAUUCUGGCGCUGGCUGCCCACUUCAAACCUACAGCCAAUCACAGGGCUGCCUCUGCAAAUGGGAGGGGUUUGACCAGGGGCUCUGCCAGCCACAACCCUCUCUCCACUGUUGCAUUAGCACAAGGUGCCGUUGCUGCACUGGCAUCAGCUCGACUCGAUGCCUCACAGCCUGCACGUACCACACGGAUCCACAGUGGCUGGGGGUUGGAUGUGGAAAAGAGUGUGUGUGUUCGUACAUUGGUUGAGCAGUAUGAAAGAGGAUCUCCAGAUGAGCAGGACAAUCCUCAGCUUAGCAGCCUCAGCUCCGUCAGUCCGCUGUCAUCUCCGAGAGAGAGAGCUCCACCCAGCAGCCACUCGGACAGAUCGCAGGAGGACCGCCAGCAACAGGAGAUCAGCGCUGAAUCGCCUCAUAUUGCAGUGGAGACGGCGUGGGAGGAUUCUCUCAGCGAAGCUUUGGAGAAGGAGGUGCACGACACACGGAAAAUCGUGUCUGCCCUACAGGCCCUGCUGCUGCACGGUUCGCUGCCUGAGGACGAGCAGGAUGUGUCUUUGAGUCUGGACCAAGGCAGUGCUGAGCAGCAACUGGUAGUCAUCCGCAGUCGUUUGGAUCAGAGUAUGGAGGAGGCUCGGGAGCUGAAGAGGGAACUGUUACACUGUAAGCAGGAGAUGAGAAACCUGCAGGGAGUCAAGGACGCCCAGCAGCAGAGGCUGUGCACUCAGGAGGCGUCAAUACUGCAGAUGAAGCAAGAGCUCCUGAGAGCCAGCAUGACGAAGGAUGAACUCAGCAACCAGAACGCAGAGCUGCAGUGGAAGCUGGAGGAAUGUAACAGGAUGUGGGGCGAAUGCAAGAAGGAGAUUGGACAGAAGGACAGACUACUGCAGCAACUCAAACACAAGCUUGAAGAAAGCCAAAAAAAGCAGAGUGAAUUGCAGCGAGAGUUGGAGCAUAAAAACAGCACGCAGAUUCCCACCGGCACAGAAAACAAUGGAUAUUCUUACUCUGGAAAUCCAGCUCCCUCUAUGUCGGACCAGGCGGAGGAGGUUCAGCUACUCAGAGAUUCACUCAGGAGUUUGAGAAACAACUUCAGAGACCAUGACCCACAGCACCACACACUGGACACCCUGGAGCAGGGCAUAGUAUCACUCAUCGACAGACUGCAUGUUGUGCACACAAAUAGGGGAAGGGGGAAAUCUCCAAGACGCAAAGGUCAACACACAGACUCUGACACCUGGCCUUGCACAAAGGCUUAUCAGUCCAGCAGUGGUUCCUCUGCCUCCACUAAAAUCCUCUAUUUUACUGGAAAAUCCCCAACGCCUUCCAUGAUCAACAUCCCAAAAAGGCUGGGUGAGGUGACUCUCAAGGAUGUUAAGGCAGCUGUGGAUCGAGAGGGAAACUACAGGUACCACUUCAAGGCCCUGGACCCUGAGUUUGGCACUGUGAAAGAAGAGGUAUUCCUAGAUGGAGCAAUCAUUCCAGGCUGGGAAGGAAAAAUAGUUGCCUGGGUAGAAGAGGACAGUGGUGAGGAGAGACCGGUGUAGGUUCACACUGAGGAGCCAUGAACACUGCCCAGAACAGACGCACAGGAGGACACAUUUUGAGAUUCAGAGUAUUAAUGAAAUACUGUAAGACUUGUCAGCAAGAGAUUUGGGUUAGUCAACUGGCACUAAAGCGCCAAACUGAUGGUGUAAAUCUGUAACUGAUGUCUAGAUUAUCGUGAUUUACAAAGGAAAGCUGUUUCCAUCAUGUGCUUCAAAACUGGACCCUAAAGUAAACAGUAGAAACAUUAUUUUGAAUGCACUGUUUCUAAAACCACAGCAGUGGGUAGUGUAGUUGUUUCACGUGUAGAGGUCAAGUGUUCAGUGUUUAGCAUCAUUUUUCCUUUCUUGUGCAGCAAAGAUCUGUGUUGUCCAGUGUUCUUUAGCAGAGGUGCUUUUCAGUCUCCUCUGCCACAGCAAGAAAGAGGAAAAUAUCUGGGUUAGAAAAGAAAUGCCACUUUUAUAAAAACAAAUGUUACAUGGACAAAAGUCAGAAACACUUUGUACAAGCCGCAUUUUGUUCUACCGCUGCACAAAGUUUGUUGACAGAGCCCGACUGAUACUAGACAUUUAAGACUGAUACAGAAAAAAAAAUCCAGAUAUAGCGGUCAGUAUCUGGAAUAAUGUACAUGUGUGGACCAAUAUGACGAGGCAAAGGUACUCCGAAGAUUGCUUAAAUAUUUUUUUUAAUAAAGUGAAGUAAUAUUCUUUAAGAGUUCAAAUAAUUUAACAAAUACACUGUCCAAUUAAUUCUAGGUGACAUUGCUGACACUGUGUGACACUGCCUGCCGCAGUAUUGUAAAUUAUAGUUCAGUCUGCUGGAUAAACUUUGCAGUGACACCAGUUUAUCACAAGCAUUUUCCUGCAUUAUAUACUGAGAAAAAAAACAGUUUUUAAUGUAGGCACAUUCACUGAUACUCUGUCAUAGUAUCGUCUGACCAAUAUAUUGGUCGGGCUCUGCUUCAUUCUGACCUGCUGCUGACAAUAUACAGAAUACAGAAGACUGUGUUUUGGAUGAAUUAUGUUUGAGGUGUCCAAAUAGAAACAUCAAUUUGAAAAAAAACACAUUGUAUUUCAGACUAAUCUGUUCGACUAAAUGGGACCCACAGCAGCAUGUGUGGAAGCUGAACUGCUGUCAGUGAAUAAAAUAGGACUGACGCUGGAACUUCGAUGUAGAAAUGCAUAUCACGGCACUGUUACUUUGUUUACUUUGUGAAGUUGUUUUGUACAUUUGUGUAAAAUAUUUUCACCAUAUCCUUAAAUGUCGAUUUUUAUGUCUCUUAAUUUGUUUAAAGAGAGAUUCUGCUCCUGUUCGAACAAUGCUGUGGAUGUGAAUUCAACAAUUUAUAAUGAUGGUGUGUGUGUGUGUGUGUGUGUGUGUGUAUGAGUGAGACAGAGAUCAGGAUGGACCUUAGACUUGUAAAUGCCAGAAGAACAGUGGUUAGAGCUUCUCUACCUGAUGCAGUAAAGUGCUUAGCUCUCAGUGUUAGGACAUCUUUUGGACCUCAUAUCUGUAGAAGAAGCGUCGACUGAAACUGGCUCACACACUUUUGUUUGUUUUUUUUUCACUCUGCUUUUAUUUUCUGAUUUGAGGUCAAUGUGUUUGCCUUCACUAACAAGCCAACAGAAAUAUGCAUCAGUCUAAUUUUAACGUUUUAAUGACUCAUUUGAAUGCCAUAACUGCCUGUGAAAUAUCCAGUUUGUUGGUGAGAUGGCUAUUUAGCAAUGUUUUGUUAAGUUUACAGAAAGUUUUACAAAAUAUGGAGACUGUUUUAAAAAUAAAAAUGGCCUUUGUUGAAUGCAAGAAAAUCAUAUUUUGAAAUAAAACCUGAGUUUUGUUUUUAAAAAGAUGUCAUUUGUACAGUUUUUACUGCAUUCACAUUUUCA
Larimichthys crocea (large yellow croaker) is the source of this 4268-nucleotide messenger RNA. Its product is annotated as dixin-A. Gene Ontology annotation, biological process: canonical Wnt signaling pathway. Gene Ontology annotation, molecular function: protein binding. Gene Ontology annotation, cellular component: cytosol. The record is from RefSeq and is a predicted model, not a curated record. The transcript is spliced from 21 exons. Lineage: Eukaryota; Metazoa; Chordata; Actinopteri; Sciaenidae. Bases 462 to 2384 code for a protein of 640 amino acids.